This is a messenger RNA of Schistocerca gregaria, 1385 nucleotides long. RefSeq names its product carboxypeptidase B-like. Gene Ontology annotation, molecular function: metallocarboxypeptidase activity; zinc ion binding. The transcript is spliced from 9 exons. Bases 5 to 1261 code for a protein of 418 amino acids. Lineage: Eukaryota; Metazoa; Arthropoda; Insecta; Orthoptera; Acrididae. The record is from RefSeq and is a predicted model, not a curated record. Gene Ontology annotation, biological process: proteolysis.
CAGGAUGCGCGCCUCUGCACUGUGUCUGUCGCCGCUGCUGGCAUUACUGGCGCCUGCGCUGGCCGCCGUCUCCUACAGGGGACACGAAGUGUACCGACUGGUGCCCACGGAGGAGCAGCUGCCUGUGCUGGCAGAGUGGCGCCAGCGUCCUGGCUUUGACUUCUGGUCGCAGGCGCACCUCGCCGGCCACCCUGUGGACGUGAGGGUCCCUCCACACUUGCAGCGAGAAUUCCGGGCAAACCUAGACAGCCACGGAGUGGAGAACCAGCUGCUGAUCGACGACCUCGAACAGGUCUUCGAGAAGGAACGACAAUGGGCGCAGACAAGAGCAGUCUCCAAAAACACCGAGUCUCGCAUAUCGUUCACCGAGUACCUUCGGUACGAUGAGAUUCUCCAGUACAUGUCGGAUCUGGCUUCAAAUUACUCCGACAUGGUGGCGGUAGAGUCCAUCGGGAACAGCUACGCAGGCCGCGACCUGGACAUCAUCAAGAUCUCCUCCGGAGGUGACGACACCAGGCCUGUUAUACUGAUCGACGCGGGCAUCCACGCCAGGGAGUGGAUCGCGCCAGCUGCUGCCCUCUACGUCAUCAACCAGCUGGUCGAGAACGCUGCAGAAAGCGCUCUAACUGACAACGUCGACUGGCACAUCGUUCCCGUGCUCAAUCCCGAUGGUUACGAGUACACCUUCAAAGAGGACCGAAUGUGGAGGAAGACCCGAUCCAUUGAAAUUACGGGAUGCGUUGGAGUGGAUGGUAACAGGAACUUUAAUUUUCACUGGAAUGAGACAGGCUCCAGCAACGACCCCUGUUCUGACACUUAUGCUGGGCCUAUGGAUUUCUCCGAGGUGGAGACCAGUUAUCUGAGGAACCACAUCAACAGGAACAUCGAUCGUAUCAAGCUCUACCUUACGUUCCACAGCUACGGCCCUUACAUGCUUUACCCCUGGGGCUACACUAGCGAAUUGCCUGACGACUGGGAAACUCUGGACGCCUUGGGACAAGAAGCAAUUGAUGCCCAGCUGGCAGCGGGAGGGCCUAACUACACCAUUGGCAGCAUCUACAACGUCAUGUAUGCAGCGUCUGGCGUGAGCAACGACUGGGUGAAAGGUGUGCCCGGAGUGAACCUCUCCUUCGGCAUUGAACUGCCUGGUGGCGGAGACACAGGUUUCGACCCUCCAGCAUCCGACAUCCUCAGCAUUGUGACACCAUUCUUUGAAGCAAUUCGUGUUUUCGGACAAUAUGUUGCUGACAACUAUGGAUAAAAAAAGACUGCGUGCUGAAGCAGUUUCUAUAAGGGAGACUUGAUGCUUUGUAAUAAAUACCAUUUCGGGAAUCACAUUCUCAUAGUCAUUGUAAGGGUAAAUAAUAAAACCAUUCGUACCUUUC